Messenger RNA from Cajanus cajan (pigeon pea), 1969 nucleotides. The record is from RefSeq and is a predicted model, not a curated record. NCBI's taxonomy places the organism in Eukaryota, Viridiplantae, Streptophyta, Magnoliopsida, Fabales, Fabaceae.
ACUUGAAGUUAUCAACAUUCAACAAUGUAAAACAAUAAAAUAUUUGAUUAACUUUCCUAUUGAUCCACUUGGUAUAUAUUCUAGACAGAUGAGGGAAUUAAUAUUAAUAGAACUAUAUAAACUAGAAUACGUAUGGGCUGGGAAUCCAAUAGGAAAUUUUGGCCUCGAAAAUCUCCAAUUGAUACACAUCAAAAGUUGCCCCUGUUUAACAGAUCUAUUCUAUUAUGAUGUAACAAAGAAGCUCCACAAACUAAAUGAAUUAAAGAUAGAGGCAUGUGGGAAGCUAAAAGAGUUAGUUUAUUCUUUAGGUGAAACUCAGAAACCACCAGCAAAGUUCCCAUCACUAACUAAGGUAGAGUUGAAGUCUCUCUCAAGAUUGCAAUUUUUCUACAUUUAUGGAGUAGAAUUGCCAAGUCUAAAAUCCUUGACAAUAGAAAAAUGUCCUCAAUUGAAAUCAUUCACAAAUGGGUUUGCAACUGAAGAUGCAUCGUCCACAAUUAUUGAUGGGAAGUCUUUAUUUGAGCUAAAUGAACUCACAUUAUGUAGUUGUGACAAGUUGGUUGUUGUUAUGUCAUCUAAGACUUUACAAGAGUUAGUAAAAUUGAAGAAACUCAUUGUGAGUCAUUGUAUGGAAUUGAAAAUGUUAUUCAACAUUGAUGGAAAAAUAUCUCAUUCAACUGAGCUCUUACAACAGUUAGAUGAAUUGAUCUUGAAUGAUCUACCUAAUUUAACCCAAAUCAUCAAUAAAGAAAUUGUCAAGUUCAAUCAAGACCUGAAAAUCCUACAAGUGAAGAAUUGUGAGUCUCUUGAAUGGUUGCCCAUAUCUCAAGUGCUAAAAAAUAUGGAAAUUACAGAUUGUAUGGCCUUGCAUAAAAUUAUGAUCAUCCAUGAAGAAGAAGGAAGGAGAGGGAAAACCACCUUUGCUCAAUUGAAGGAUGUGUCCCUCGUAAAUCUAUUAAAUCUCUCCAUUGCCUUUCCUAUUGCAGCUGAAUUUCCAUCCUUAGAAACACUGAAAAUAGAAAAUUGUCCUAGUUUGAAGACUUUUGUUGAAGAGUAUAACAAGGAGAAAGAUCACCCAGAAUUAGAUAACUCAAACUAUUUCUUUCCAAAUUCAUUGUCAUUGGACAAAUUGAAGGUACUUUAUGUAAUGAAUCAACCGGUUGAGGAGCUUUGGCACUACAGUUGUCCUUCUGAAUCAUUUUGUGAGUUGGAAAAUCUUACUUUGAGAAACAACAAAAAGUUAUUGAGUGUCUUCUCCCCCGCCAUGAUAGUAAGAUUCAACAAGCUAAAAAAAUUGACUUUGGAAAAAUGUGAAUUAUUGGCCGAGGUAUUUAUCCUUGAAGGUGACAAACCAAAUCAUGAUAACCAAGAAAUGCUUCCUCAACUAAGGGUGUUAGCAAUGAGUAACCUAAGUAAAUUGACAUGUUUCUGGAACAAGGAACCUCAAGUUCCAUUUUUCCUUAAUUUGGUUUCACUUUUCAUUAUUCAUUGUCAUUGCCUCAAAAGCUUAUUCUCACUUUCUCAAGCCAAAAAUCUUGAUAAACUCAAAAUAUUCAGAUUGUGUAAUUGUGAGAAAGUAGAAGAGGUAAUAUCUAGUGAUAAAGGUGAAAAGGUGGCUACCAUUUUCCCUAAAAUGAAAUGUCUUGUGCUCAAGGAUCUUCCAAAUCUUGUCAACUUUAGUCAGGAAGGAGGAUGUUUUAAUUGGCCUAACUUACAAACAGUGAGGGUGAACAAUAUUCCAAGUAUGAAAACAUUUUUGAGAGAUGAUCUUAAUACACCAUUGUUGAAAUCAGUGUAUAUAACAUUUGUUAAGAAACUUUGGCUUGGAAAUUUGAAGAAGACCAUAUCGUAUAUGCACAACAAUCCAGGAAUGAAAUUGCAAGGAAGAAUAUGAAGAUUACAUAUUAAUUAAACAGAAGAGAUUUGAGGAAAGGCUUAAAAGUCGUAUUAAUCAAGUAUAAAUAUAUAC